AUGGCGAAUUCAACAGGUAAACCGACAAGUUCAACACAAGAAGAUGAAGAAGCUACCUCGGCUACAGAAAUAUUAGCACAAUUGAUGCAAGAUAUUAUAGAUCGUGAAGAGGAUAUAGAUGAUGAAGACGAUAUAGAUGACGAGGUUAUAGAUGAUGAAGACUAUGAGGUUGCGUCCCUUCCAUUAUUACAAGAAAGCCAAGCUAAUCAAAAGCAGUCUAGGGAGAGGGAAGAAGAAACUGAAAAAAAUCAACCUAAGAGGUUUAAGAAACAGAACAUGAUGAAAAUAAAUAUCCAUGACUUUUCAGAAGAAACUCUGAGGUUAAUUGAGGUAUGGUACGAAGCUGAACUCGAUCCACAAGAUAUAUUCGGCGAUAAUGAGGUGACGAGGCUAUUCAGCAGACCGAUAAAGAAGCAGUUGAUGUCGAGCGAUGUCGAUAAAGAUCAAUGCAUGCUCAUGUUAUCGAAGGAGCAAGUGAAGGAGAAGAUGCUUCCUUUUCUAGAAGAUUCAGAGAAUCCGGUAAAGGGGAUUGAUGUUUCGGUGUAUGGACCAGACGGGAAAGUUCAACAGAUGGAGUUCAAGAUGUGGAAUGGGGAUAAAACACCUGUGUUAACUUCAGGGUGGAAGCAGUUUGUGGAAGAUUAUGGUCUUUCGAUGACUUGUGAUUUUGUCACUGUUUGGAUGUUUAGGCACAUAAAGACUCGAAAGCUUUGCUUUGCUAUUCACUACGUUAAAUUUUCUUUAAGAGAUUAA
Messenger RNA from Arabidopsis thaliana (thale cress), 753 nucleotides. RefSeq names its product AP2/B3-like transcriptional factor family protein. The transcript has a single exon. Bases 1 to 753 code for a protein of 250 amino acids. NCBI's taxonomy places the organism in Eukaryota, Viridiplantae, Streptophyta, Magnoliopsida, Brassicales, Brassicaceae. Gene Ontology annotation, molecular function: DNA binding. The record is from RefSeq and is marked reviewed. Gene Ontology annotation, cellular component: nucleus.